This is a messenger RNA of Spinacia oleracea (spinach), 906 nucleotides long. RefSeq names its product BURP domain protein RD22-like. The record is from RefSeq and is a predicted model, not a curated record. The transcript has a single exon. Bases 1 to 906 code for a protein of 301 amino acids. Lineage: Eukaryota; Viridiplantae; Streptophyta; Magnoliopsida; Caryophyllales; Amaranthaceae.
AUGGCUUCUUUCCUACUUGCAUGUUUUUUCAUCCUCCUUAUUACAGUCCUCAAUGUCCCAUCUUUGGGGCAAGCUAAAUCAGAUUAUUGGCAAGAAAACUUGCCUAAUACUGUGAUGCCGUACGCUGUGGAAACGGCUUUACCUUCAACCAAUACCACCGAGAAUUCAAUAUGGGUCAACACCGACGAGGUGAUCAUACAAAAUUAUGCCGGUGUAAGUGGACAUUGCCAUGAUGAUAAAAUAAUUGAGUUUCUCAAAUCCAGAUUUGUCCUACCUAAAACCCUUCAAGUUGGGUCCCAAAUUUCCAUUCAACUCAAAACCAUUGUUGGAAUUACAACAAAAUUCCCAACAGAAAAACACUUGCCCCAAUUCAACUCCAAAAAUCUGGCCCAGAACCUUAAAUAUUUUUCCAUAAAUUCUAACUCAGAGGAGGCAUUUGUGAUGAACCUCACCAUCAACAAAUGUGAGAACUCAAAUCCCAUCAAUGGGAAGUGGCAGUUUUGCGCCACUUCAUUGAGGGAUCUUCUUACAUUUACGAAUGCCACAUUGGGGUUGAAGCGAUUAGCGGCUAUCUCACCUCCAUCACCGUCCGCUAGUGGGAUCCUCCGUUACAAAGUCACAAAAGUUGAAUCACUAGUCGGCGCUGAGUCUGAGUUACUUCUUUGUCACCGGUAUGGCUUCCCAUACGCGGUGUUUUAUUGUCAUCAGCCGGCGGCGACCAAGGCUUUUUCCGUUCACUUGGCGGCUGAGCGUGAAGACGGAUUAGAGGCUAUAGCUGUUUGCCAUAUGGAAACCUCUAAGUGGAGUGCAAGCUACAUUGGGUUCAAGGCACUUGGAGUCAAACCGGGAACUCCAAUUUGCCAUUUUCUUCAUUCCCGCGAUCUUCUCAUGUAUGCAAACAACUAG